AUGCUCUCCACCCUGCGACCAGUGGCUCGAUCAGCCAUCCGACAACGAGUUCCGACCCAGACCGUACGCAUCGUUAACGCUUCAACAUGGGCCGCUGUCAAAGAAGGUCCUCCCGACGCUAUUCUGGGUAUCACGGAGGCUUUCAAGAGAGACAGCUUCGCUGAGAAGAUCAAUCUUGGAGUCGGCGCAUAUCGCGACGACAAAGGCAAACCCUAUGUCCUCCCCAGCGUCCGCACCGCCGAGCAGAAAGUCGUUAAUUCGAGCCUUGACAAAGAAUAUGCUGGCAUCACAGGUGUCCCUUCCUUCACCAAGGCCGCAGCCCUGCUUGCCUACGGUCCCGACUCAGUUCCUCUAAAGGAAGAUCGCAUUGCCAUUACACAAUCCAUCUCUGGCACCGGUGCAUUGAGAAUAGGUGGUGCUUUCCUUGAACGUUUCUACCCUGGCUCCAAAACUAUCUACAUCCCGACACCGUCAUGGGCAAACCAUAAGGCCGUCUUCUCCGACUCUAGGCUCGAGGUGAAGCAAUACAAGUACUACAACAAAGACACAAUCGGACUUGACUUUGAUGGUAUGAUCGCCGACCUCAAAGCCGCACCUGCAAAGUCCAUGGUUCUGCUGCACGCCUGCGCGCAUAACCCGACCGGUAUUGACCCUACCCCGGAACAAUGGCGACGUGUCAGCGACGUGAUGAAGGAGAAGGAACAUUACCCAUUCUUCGACAUGGCCUAUCAGGGUUUUGCAUCAGGCGACACAGACAAAGACGCAUACCCUGUGCGCAUGUUCAUUGAGCAAGGACACGGUCUGGUGCUCGCGCAGUCAUUUGCAAAGAACAUGGGUCUGUACGGCGAGCGAGUCGGCGCAUUCAGCGUGGUGUGCGAUUCCGCCGAGGAAAAGAAGCGUGUGGAUUCACAGAUCAAGAUUCUCGUGCGCCCGCUCUACUCCAACCCCCCUAUCCACGGUGCGCGUAUUGCCUCCGAGAUCCUCAACGACCCCAAGCUCAACCAACAGUGGCUCGGCGAGGUAAAGGGUAUGGCCGACCGGAUCAUCGAGAUGAGAGCUCUGUUGAAGAAGAACCUUGAAGAACUCGGCUCAAAGCAUAACUGGGAUCAUAUCACUAACCAGAUCGGCAUGUUCGCAUACACAGGCCUCACAUCCGAACAAAUGGAUACCCUGGCCAAAGAACACUCCGUCUAUGCGACCAAGGACGGCCGUAUCUCUGUGGCCGGCAUCACCACCGGCAAUGUCAAGAGACUUGCUGAAUCCAUCUUCAAAGUCACUGGCUAA
Molecule: messenger RNA, 1284 nt
Organism: Rhinocladiella mackenziei CBS 650.93
Lineage: Eukaryota; Fungi; Ascomycota; Eurotiomycetes; Chaetothyriales; Herpotrichiellaceae
Exons: 3
Coding region: 1-1284 (427 amino acids)
Biological process (GO): L-aspartate catabolic process; biosynthetic process
Cellular component (GO): mitochondrion
Molecular function (GO): pyridoxal phosphate binding; L-aspartate:2-oxoglutarate transaminase activity
Source: RefSeq, a predicted model, not a curated record